GCCCCCAUCCUGAUCACGACCCCGGAGAAGCGCAUGGCCGGCCCCACGAUGAACCAACAGCAGAUGAUCGAGCGGGAGGCGAACGCGCCCAUGACGAACGCGGGCCUCGCCAUGAUUCAGGUCAAAGCGCAGGGCUCGGACCUCUCAGCGAUGAUGUGCAGCGACCCCUUCGAUCCGCAGGCGGAACAGUUGGUGUGGCCCGACUUCCAAGACUUCGAGAACGUGAACCUACGCCCUGGAACGCGCGCCGCCAAGAUGUGCUGGGGCGAGGUGGAGGUCAACGGCGGCGUGCAGCAGGCGGCCUGGGCGAACGUUUCCGGUGCGUAUCAGGCGCCGUCCGAGCUCGCGAAACAGCUUGAUCUUCCACCGAACUUGUUUUGGAAGUUCGUGGGCCGCGAGAAGUUGCCAGAGAUCCCCGACCAUGCCCACCUGGAGUUCCUGCGCGGCGGGAACGCGCUGCAACUGCCCGCAGCGACAGCCACCGCGCACUCCGGCGCAGGGGAAGCACGCGUGGCUGCCGACGGCAGUAUCGACCGAGCACUUCAUAUGAUUGGCGACAGUUUGAAGAGCGAGAGCCGCGCCGACGAGGGGCCGCCCGAGUGGCGCCAAAAGACCAGUGCAGACUUCGUCAAGAGCUUGCUCUUCGCGUCGACUGCGGGGUCUUCAGGUGGUGGGUCUGCCGCGCCAGGAAUGGCGCGGCCUGCCGAGGCUCCAGAGGCCCCCGCGGCGGUUGGGGCCGUCGCGAGGGACCCCGUGGAAACGGCCAGGGAGAUAAUGGGUAUGGUGGCGACUGACUUUGAGGACUUGCCGAAGGACAUGAAGAUCCUCCUCGGGUUGGUGCGGUAUCUGAGCGAGGCGCCCAUAUCCGACUGCGCUCUCUCCAACCGCCGCCGCCUCAUCAUGAUCCUCAUCGUCGAAGGUGAUCGACGGCGGGCGCAUUCGAAGAAGUGCUUCUACUGCGCGGGCGGUUGCUGGGGCCAAGUGGAAGCCUUCGACGUCAAGGGCUGGGGUUACCUCGCGGCGUUGGAGGGCGUGUUCACGAAGAUUGGCGGCGCUGGCGUGGACGAUUACAAACGCCCCGACUGGAAGUGGUCUGCGCUCCAGGGCGUCGUCGGCCAGAUGCUGCGCCUGGGCGCCGCGACGCUCGCCGCGCUGCGUUGGAAAGGCAACUGGGCCUUGAGAGCGGUGGACAUGGUUUUCACGUUCAAGGCCGUAGUGGGCAGGGGGGCGACGCGCACCCCCCUCGCCGUGCCCUUCCUAAAGACGCGCGACGCGCCCGAGCCCCGGCCCCAGGGCGUGACAUUCGCCGAUUGUUACCUGGACUCCAACUGGGACGUAUCCCCCCCGCAUCCCGAUCACAACUGCUACAUGCGCGUGCUCUGCCGGUUCUUCUUGUCGGAUGGCGACAUCAAUGCAGCGGGGAUCGACGUCGCGAAGUGGGGCGAGCAGUUGUCGCUUGAGCUGGCGCCGUUGAAAUUGACUUUCCUGCGGGUCAACUCGGCCAAGAUGAACUUCAAGAUCGGGCGCGGAGGAGACGGCCAGCACGCGGGGGCCACCUUGCAGCGGAACCUCGUCGGCGAAGCGAGCGCCCAUUAUUUGGACUGCAGCGUUUUCUACGAUCGGUCCGAGCGGCGGAAGUCGGGUGGGUUGGCAGCGUGGAACAAAUCCAUUGUCCGUAUACAAGAGUGCGACGCCAACGCCCACAUGGUGUCCGACAGCUGGAAGCGCUCCAUUGUCGGGGAGGAACUGUCGCGCCGCGUCAACUACAGAUUCCCCGUCCAGAGGACCUUCGGCGAAUGCGAAAGGGGCCAGGGGUUGAAUGGCGAGAACGUUCCAGUCCUGGAGGAGACAGGAACGUCGCGGAAGAAGUCGCGCCAGCAGUUGGAGCGGCGGAUCACGUGUUCCCGCAUGGGGAAAGCAACGUUUGUGCGCGAUGAGGAGGACGCGCGCCGCGAGGAGGGCCGCUGUUCCUUCAAGUAUUUGCGCCCCUUUGCUAAGAAGUGCGCGGGCCGCGAGUCGCUGGUGAUGCUGGGCGACAUCGUAGCAUUGAGCACGGAGAUGUAUAGGGAUCUUGCGUGGCUAGCCUCCAGGCUCUCCGGCGGCGUCGAUCCACGCCUCGAGGGCGACCAGCCUACUGACGCGGUCGAGAGGAACUUGAUUGCGUCGCCCCACAUGAGCACGCCCAUGAAGGCCGUCGUCAAGGCCCGCCGCAUUGAGAACGUCGACUGCGCACCUGGGGCGCGCAAGCCAGGGAAGAAGGGCGCUUCAAAGAGGCAGAGCAGCACGGCCGCCACAGGGAAGUCGAGCUUGCGCCGCUUUUCGCAGUGCGGCACCAACGCUUUGCGGAAGCUCAUGGUUCACAGCGAGAAGAUGGUGCAGACGGGCGUGUUCGGAGAUAGGGAAGAUUGGGGUAAUUCCUCCGACGACAUCGACGACACCGCUAUGCUGAUUGCAGAUGGCUCCGUCGACUGGUACAGGAUGGUCUCGGAGCCCUUGAGCACUUCCGUGACGCCGCUUGACAGCUUUUCCAAAACGAAGACCAGCUGCGCGCACAUCGCCCGCUGCCUCGCCCACUACAACACCGUCGAGCGGACAGUCACCCUGCCCAUCGACUACUACAUCCCAGACCCAUGCGGACGCUCAUUGUGCCGAGGGGUCGGCGGACAAAAGUUCACUCGCGAAGCACGGGGUGUCGCCUCUCCCGACUGCGUCGAGAGCGACUCUCCGCGUUGCCACCCGCGCUCAUUCAUGAAGGCUCUGCAGGCGCGCGGUCUGUGGACCGAUGACAGGUUCCCCAUGAUCCACAAGUCCUGCGCCGAGCACAAGAAGUGGCGGGAGACCACUGCCACGCACCUCGAAAUCUCCACUGACGAGGCCAAGGGUUGA
This is a messenger RNA of Prorocentrum cordatum, 2886 nucleotides long. The record is from the annotation of a GenBank genome assembly. NCBI's taxonomy places the organism in Eukaryota, Dinophyceae, Prorocentrales, Prorocentraceae.